CAUGGAUGCUACACGUGUUUUAGUGGUGAUUUAUUUAUUAUGUACGAGUGUAAUGUUUGUUUUGUGCACCUUGUUUACUAGUGAAGUGAAACUGCCGCAAGGAACAUUGAAAGGUGUAAAACUAGGAGGCUACAAUGCUUACUUGGGAAUUCCGUACGCUUCUGUCCCAAAGCGAUUUCAUGAACCGGGUCCCGCGCCGACUUGGACGAACACAUUUUACGCUACGGACGGUUCAAUUAAAUGCUCCCAAACACUGGCCAUGCUGAAAAUAGCAGUUGGUCGUGAAGAUUGCUUAGUAGCUAACAUUUAUACUCCAAAUGAAAUUCGUCCGUCUAAUUUACUUCCAGUUAUGGUAUUCAUUCAUGGUGGAGGAUUUUAUUUUGGAAGUAAUACCAAUCUACUGUACGACGGAAAAUAUCUAGUGAAAAAAGGUGUAAUAGUGGUCACGAUAAAUUAUAGGCUUGGUGCUUUUGGAUUCUUGUGUUUAAAUGAUACAGAAGUCACAGGAAAUAUGGGCUUGAAAGAUCAAGUUGCAGCAUUAAAAUGGAUAAACCAAAAUAUCGAAAGUUUUGGAGGAGAUCCUAACUCAGUUACCUUAAUUGGGGAAAGCGCUGGAGCAACCUCCGUACAUUAUUUAAGUUUAUCGGAAUCUAGUAAAGGUUUAUUUAAAAGAAUUAUCUUGGAAAGUGGCUCGAUACUUAUACCCAUUUCAUUUGAAGAGAAUCCUUUGGAUAAAGCAAUAUUGUUAGCUUCCAGACUUGGCUACAAUUUAACCGAUCAAAACGAAAUUUUAAAAGUUCUACAAUACGCGGACGAGAAAGAUAUCGUAAAAGCUUCGGAUACUAAUAAAAAAAAUAAUAAUGGUGAGUCCUUUAUCUUUCAGCCGUGUUCUGAAAAUACAGAGAAAAGUAAAAAUCCGUUUAUAACAAUCAGCCCCAGAAAUCUAUUAAACUCUUUUCAGCUAGAUCCAAACAUAGAAGUCAUAAUAGGUUUUAAUGAUAAGGAAGGAGUCAUGUUCGCAGGAGAAUUUAAAUCAAUGGACUUAGACAAUCUUGAAAAGAAUUUAACGAAAAUUAUACCCCGGAAUCUAAGGUUUCAAAACCAAAAUGAAAUAACAGAGCUGGUCAAGGGUAUCAGAAAAUUAUAUUUUGAAGAUAAACCGAUAACACGAGCUAGUUAUGAUGGGCUUAUUAAUUAUUUUUCGGACUCAAUAAUAAUUUAUCCUUCUAUAGAAACAACACAUUAUUUCUUAAAGGCCAAUGCUACUGUGUAUAAUUAUAUUUUUAAAUACGACUCUAUACGAAAUUUAAAUAAAUUUGUAUCCGGUCUACCGUUAACGCCCGGAGCAAAUCAUGCAGAUGAAUUAUUUUAUAUAUUUGACCCAAUAUUCUACAAAUUUCUACCAAAUUUACCAAAAGAUGAGAAGAUGAUAGAUGCAAUGACUAGUUCUUGGACUAACUUUGCAAGAACAGGGAAUCCUUCGACUACUAAUGUAAACUGGGUAAAGAGCGAAAGAAACAAGUUAAAUUUUUUAUCCUUAGGAAAUGAAAUAAAGUUAACAUCUCUACCAUUCGAAGAACGUAUAAGUUUCUGGAGGGAAGUUUACCGAAAAUAUGCCGCAUAUUAAAUUAUAUUUAAAGUUUUGAAUUGUUUAAUUUUAUGUAAGUAAAACAUAAAGAAUGGAUAACCCUUUA
Molecule: messenger RNA, 1694 nt
Organism: Colias croceus (clouded yellow)
Lineage: Eukaryota; Metazoa; Arthropoda; Insecta; Lepidoptera; Pieridae
Product: esterase E4-like
Exons: 3
Coding region: 2-1627 (541 amino acids)
Source: RefSeq, a predicted model, not a curated record